Molecule: messenger RNA, 5099 nt
Organism: Echinops telfairi (small Madagascar hedgehog)
Lineage: Eukaryota; Metazoa; Chordata; Mammalia; Afrosoricida; Tenrecidae
Gene: SEC62
Product: SEC62 homolog, preprotein translocation factor
Exons: 5
Coding region: 37-864 (275 amino acids)
Biological process (GO): post-translational protein targeting to membrane, translocation
Cellular component (GO): endoplasmic reticulum; endoplasmic reticulum membrane
Source: RefSeq, a predicted model, not a curated record
ACUCCACGUCAGAGGGAACCGGGCGGAGCGGCCAACAUGGCGGAGCGCAGGCGACACAAGAAGCGGAUCCAGGAGGUUGGUGAACCAUCUAAAGAAGAGAAGGCUGUAGCCAAAUAUCUUCGAUUCAACUGUCCAACGAAGUCCACCAAUAUGAUGGGUCAUCGGGUUGAUUAUUUCAUUGCUUCAAAAGCAGUGGAUUGCCUUUUGGAUUCAAAGUGGGCAAAGGCCAAGAAAGGAGAGGAAGCUUUAUUUACAACCCGGGAGUCUGUGGUUGACUACUGCAACAGUAUAAAUUCUUCAACCAUUAAUCAUCCAUGUGACUUCACAUCAUCAACUCCCAGUCCGACGCAUUCAUUUAGAGAAGCUUUUCUCCCCACAGCUCGUUGCGUUCUGUUUCUCAUCAUUUGGCUCAUAACUGGAGGAAGGCAUCACUUUUGGUUCUUGCCGAAUCUUACUGCUGACGUGGGCUUCAUUGACUCCUUCAGGCCUCUGUACACGCACGAAUACAAAGGACCGAAAGCAGACUUAAAGAAAGAUGAGAAAUCUGAAGCCAAAAAGCAGCAGAAGUCUGACAGUGACGAGAAAUCAGACAGCGAGAAAAAGGAAGAUGAGGAAGGAAAAGUAGGCCCAGGGAAUAAUGGGACGGCAGGUUCGGGUGGAGAACGACACUCGGACACAGACAGUGAUAGGAGGGAAGAUGACCGAUCCCAACACAGUAGUGGGAAUGGGAAUGAUUUUGAAAUGAUCACAAAGGAGGAACUGGAACAGCAAACAGAUGGGGAUUGUGAAGAAGAGGAGGAGGAGGAGGAGGAAGAGGAAAACGAUGACGGAGAAACAACUAAACCUUCACAUGAAAAAUCAUAAACUUACAUAAUUUGGGGACUGAAUAAGUGCAAGAGGUUGGAUUUUCUAUGUUGGCUGAUCAUCAUAAUGUACACAUGGUGUUUGUAGCAUCCUUUAAAUCUUUUGCUGAAAUGAAUUUGAUAGCCACACAGUUUUAUUCAGCCCUUUAUGUUACUAUGCUACUAUGACUGGUACAGUCUAAGGUCAUUAAAAAACAUGUUUUACCCAUUUGAUGAUACUUUUACACUAAACUGAUCUCAUUCCUUUUGAUAGUUAUCAAAGGUACAGUUUCCACAAUGACAUUUAGAUUAUGGCAUUUUUGAUAGCUUUAUGGCUUUUUACUGUUAGACUAAUCAAAAUACCUUUGAAAAGGAUAAAAGAAAGAUCAGCAUUUCAGAUUAUGCGUAGUCAUGUAGCCAUUUCACUGUGUUUAGAAUGGAAUACUUAUACUCAUUGUUCUCUUGAUCAUUAAACAUUUGUUUGGAAUUUUAUAAAAUAACCAGGAAAUUUCUUCUAAAAUUCUGAGUAAGCAGGGUUCAAAAGCGUUUUGUGGAAAUGGGUCAACUAGUAAUAAUGCAGCAGCACUGUUAGUUUAGCUACAAAUUCUCCUUUUCCCACUUAGGAAAUCCAAACUGGUUUGUACACCCGAUUCAGAAAACACUGGUUGUCUCCAACAGAGAACAGAGCAGUGGGAUGACACUUCCUCUCCUUCCCCAAGUCCUUGUCGUCACAUAAAGUGUAUUCUGUACAUAAUUUACAAAUAAAACAUCUUAUUUUAAUUGUUACUCAUUAGACAUUGUCUCAAUACUUAAAUUUGUGAAAUUAAAACCAUGUAAGGGUCUGUUUUUUAGAAGUGCAACUUUUCAAUAACCCACAGAGCAUCUGUGGUCAGUCUUUCUACAGCAGCUUCGGUUUUGUGCCAACAUUCCAUGCAUUUGAAUGAGUGAAAACGGAUCCUUAUUAAAUAAGAGCAGACUGAAAGUAGCUGUUUGUAUGCCUUAAUGUUCAUUUUGAUUUAUUUUAAAUCUCUACAUUCAGAAAUGGAGUACUGUAUUAUCAGACCAGGAAGCACUGCUGUGAAAGAUACUUACUGUUCUAAAAUAUCAAUUUAAAAUAAAGACCGUAAGAGAACCUCUGGACUCUUAAUUGCUUUGAACUCGUUUUGCAGUUCAAUUUUAGAUCUUGUGUAUCUUGGUUAUUAUUUUUUUUUAAUCUUGCAAAUAUUAUAGUGAGUGUUAUAAGAUCAUUCCUUGGAGUUCUGAAUUGAUAUAAGUGAGCAAAAUUAUUUUCUUCAGUCAACGUGCAAGUAUUUUGUUUCGUUGUAGUUGAAGUGGGUGGUAUCAGUCAGGUCUUAUUUUCUUUAGGCUCUUUCCCAUCAGUAUUUUGGACUACAGGUGUUACAUUUUUCUAAUUGUGAAAAAAUAACAUUUUAUGGAAAUUAACAUUAAAUAACGACUUCAUUGCUUCUUCUUAGUAUUCCUUGUAAGUGGACAGCAAUGUGGCUGUUCAAUGCUAAUGCAACUCUAUCAAGGAUAUAAUAAGACAUCUCAAGACUUUUCCCCUUAGUAAAUGUUUAUUGAUUUAAGUGACUGGGUUUUCCCCUGACAUGUACAGAGCUCUGUUGCUUAUUUCCACAGUUAAGACAUGUAUAUUGAUUGCUUCUGAGCUUAAUCACCAGUAAUAAUACCUAUUUUGAGUCUGAAAAUGGUACCAGAUAUGUUUUUCAUAAGUAAAUGGCUUAGAAAACCUUUGCUAUUCUAAUACUGCCCACAUACGUAGUAUUUACCCUAACCCUUUAUGGCAUGGGCUGUGUCAUUUGGAACACAGCAAUCUAGUCAGUUUCCUACUGAUGUUUGUAGAUUCUUCGAGAAGUUAGUACAAGUUUUAUAGCUUAUCUGGCCAGCAGGGGGUGGUGGGGAUGAUCACUAAUACCAUGAGUAUAAAGUGAGUGAGAGGUUUGAGCUCAGUGUCUAUUUUAAUAUUCAAGGUCGUGUGCUUUAAACAAAUACAGGAACAUCAAAAGGUUGCCAUUCUUACAGCCUUUCAUUUCACAAGAAUAAGAUGGUUUUUGUUGGCUCAUAUUACUAUUUUGUGCUAGAGCAUGAAUUGUUUAGUUGGUGAGAUAGUGAUUUUUUUAAAACUUCAGGCUGCCUUUGUUACUGUAAGUAGAAACAUGAAGCUUUUGGAUAAUGUAGGACUUUUUGUGGAAUUGGUGCAAAUGAUCUAACUAAGCAAGAUUGGAUUAACCAGAAGCUGAAGUCAAGAUAAUAAGACUAAUCUAUUUGAGAUUAUUAAAAUCAGUGUAUUCAAGAGAAUGCCUUUUACUUUUCUCUUCCCCUAGGUUUUUACUUUAAUUUUCAAACUCUCUAAGUCCUUUUCUAGAAGACUUUCAUUGAAAUAAUUCAUAUUUAAGAGAAUGUUAUUCAGAAAGUAAAUACUAACAUACUUAAACUGAAAUUAUAUAGUGUUGAUGGAUUUUGGUUAAUUGUUGGCUAUGGAAGAAAUAUCGAUUGUCUUUGUAAAUAGAACUUUUAAAACUAAUUGCUAAUUAGAACUGGAAAACGAGUACUUAAUUAUAAAGCUGUCUAUAUACUUACCUGAUACACAUUAUAGAAUUCAUUAUGAGUAAUGAUUGUAUUCUUUCAUUUGCUUUUGCUCGUUUCAGUAUUUCAUCUCUUACACAUUCUUGCUUAUUCCAUUAUUACUGAGCAUUUUGCUCUGGGCCAGAAUAUUACUAACCACAGCCAUCAAUUUAAAAAUAACAGACUUUCCUGGAGCAGCAAGUAAAUUUCCAGAUGUACUGGGUGUCUCUCAUUAACCCUCCAGAUCCCACUGUGGCCCACAUGGUUCACCUAAACGGACCACAGCCGUGGGCUCCCAUGACUCCCAGCGUCUUGGUCAGUUUGGUCAAGGACUGUCUUGUCCAAACAUCUGAAGACCUUCAGGAUGCUUAUUCUUUUGGCUGACCCUCAUUAUUCACCACAUCUCCCAAACUGCUCCCCUUCACCACUCUCAAAGUUACCACUCCCAUCUCUCCUGCCUGGUAAAGGAUGAUGUCCGUUGUCUCCUAGUAGGCUUGAGUUCCCGAAUCUACUGUGGUUCCCCGCCACAAAAGUCUAAAGAUCACCUGCUACUAGAACCCAGACUGAUAAAACAGGGGAAAUCCCUGGGCAACUCUGAUAGUGCAGACUGUUAUGAGGAAAUCCCUGGGCAACCCUGAUAGUGCAGACUGAUAUGGGGAAAUCCCUGGGCAACCCUGAUAGUGCAGACUGAUAUGGGGAAAUCCCUGGGCAACCCUGAUAGUGCAGACUGAUGGGCAAUCCCUGGGCAACCCUGAUAGUGUUGUCAGGUAGAUAAAUGUUCAGAUCCACCCGUCACUGAGGAAGAAAGACAAGGCUGGCUGCUUCUGAGAAACUUGCAAAGGCUCAGAAACCCACGCAACAGCAGCGGGUUAGGGUCGUUUGUUUUUUUCCUCUCCUUUAAUUCUAGUGAGGUGCUUACCUCUCUAACAGGACCUUGUCACCAAACAGAGGGAUGUUACAGCCUUGCGAGCCGAGCCUAAUAGUGAUGGCUAUUAUCUCCUGUUCUGGUAGCUAUGUGUGCUUUAGUUACAAAAGGAGAUGGAUUUAAAUGUAAUUUCUUUGAUGACCCAAACCAGUGUCUGCAGCAUUUAGUUGUGAGUUUCAGGGUAGAUCCAAAUUUACUCCACUUUUCCUAGUGAGGUGAAGUUUUCAACCUGAGAGAGGACAUCUUUUCAAUGGUUGUAGUUUUAGGUUGUCCCAAAGGAUCAUCUGUUCUAUCGUUAGCAUGACAUAGAAUGAAAGGGCAGGGGCACCUGGUGUCUCAGGUGAGAUGAGCAGACUUGCUUGUAUUCUUCAUUUUCAGUGAGUACUUGGAUCAUUUGGACUUCUUUGUGCCAUGGACCCCUUCUCAGAAUGGUUGAAGUGCAGGAAAUACAUGAGGUUAAAAAGGAAAUAUUGAAGUACAAGUUUUCAAAAUGUGUACAUCUGUGAUAGAGUAAUAUGUGUGUGCAUUACAUAACCAGAUCUAGCAGGGGGUCUUUAGUUGUCAUGAUGUUGAUGUAGCAUAAACAAUAUUUUGAAAUCUUUACAACUGUAAUGUAAUGAAAAUAUUUAUUUUUUACAAAGUCACAGUUACUGUUAAUACAACUGUGGAUUGUUUGCCUUUAUAAUGGAAGGAAAUACUUUCAGUUACAGCCUAGGGAAAAUAAAGGUACCAUUUUUUUUCCUAUCCAA